AUGGCUUUCUCUCAGACCGCACAGGACUUCCGCCUUGACGGCUCGUUGCUCGUUGCCACCGUCGCCACCGAGGCUGGUGACUGGGUAGAGAGCGUGCUCGACAUUAAUGAAUACAUCGGCAACAAUGAUGGAUUCUUUGAGUUUGGAGGCAGCGGCAUCUUUGACACUGUUGACGUGGAAUCGUGGAGACUAGAGGGACCGCUGCUCAUCACUUCCUUGUACAGGCUGGAUGGUUCCUUGGCGGAGGAGCAAGUUAUCAAUUUGGACGACUACAUUGGAAAUGAGGAUGGGGUUCUCGUGUUCAAGUAA
Messenger RNA from Trichoderma gamsii, 309 nucleotides. RefSeq lists its product as hypothetical. The transcript has a single exon. NCBI's taxonomy places the organism in Eukaryota, Fungi, Ascomycota, Sordariomycetes, Hypocreales, Hypocreaceae. The record is from RefSeq and is a predicted model, not a curated record. The coding region runs from base 1 to 309 and encodes 102 amino acids.